CAGCUGGGACCCUCAGUACGUGGAGAUCCCCGUGUGUCCGGAGAGCAGAGUGAUCACCGCACUCACCCUGGACAUGGAGGACUGCACCGGUGGGAAGACGCCUGGCCAGCUCCCAAUUAAAGGGACCAGGUCAGAGGGCACGGCGUCCUACCCCUCCUCCCACGCACCGUCCCCCAUGCUGCAGGGCAGUGCCAACGACGAGGCGCACUACAUCACCACCCACGAGAUCCAGCUGUGCGAGGCUGACCAGGAGCCGGAUUACCCGGACUUUGGCCUGGCCCCCACCACUUGGAGCGAGCCCCUGGACAGCGCCCCCUGCACCUUUUUGGAGUACGCCUCGUUUGACAGUCAAGGAGGGAGCCCGACCGACGAGGACUGCAGUUACUACUUGAGCACCACCAGCGAUCCCAACCCCACAGACAGCCUGGGCACUGACAGCCUGGGCAGCACCGAGCUGGUCAGCAGUUAUUCGGAAAGCGAUACGUCCCCGGCUCCCAGGGCAGACGAGUCCAAAGCAGCCGGGAUCCUCCUAUCAAUCAAAACCGCAUCCAAGGCUAUAAAGGAGCCUAGCAACGUCCAGCAGCAGCAGCAGCAAAACACCGCCCCUGCCGAUGCCAAGCAUGAGACAGACAUGACUUACUGCGUGUCCAGAGCCACCGACAGCAAGUCCGCCUUCAAACAGCACCACUGCCUGCCUUACCCAGCGCUGUCCGAUGCGCACAGGCUGGUCGCCAUCCCCGCCCGUCUGCAGGCGCGGAGCGGGGUCCACGCGGACAUCUCCAGCGGAGCCUCCAGCGCAGUCAGCGAGCUAGAUGACGCCGACAAGGAGGUGCGCAACCUCACCUCCAGAGCCUUCCGCAGCCUUGCCUACCCCUACUUCGAAGCCAUCAACUUCAGCUCCAGCGAGUCCACCACCUCUCUGUCUGACCAGAACAUAGGCAUCAACAGCUGGUCCACCUACCUGGACUGGAAAGGGAGCUCAUUCCUGUCUCAGAAGGCAGAGAAGACCCUACACCAGCACUCCUCCACCACAUCCAGCCUCAAGAAGAUAGGCAAGGAUGCCUCCCAGGUGUUCCUCCAAUCUAACAAGUCCCAAACCAAAGCCUAUGAGCUGGUGGUGAGCGAAGUAGCCGAGAAACGAGCUGAUCCAGCCGGCUCCUCUAAGCGCAUCCAGUCUGGUUCCAGGGUUGUCACGCUGACGGAGACCCUCAACCUGGUGAAAGCCAGCAAGCCUCAUGAACUCUCACUUUCCACGGAUGGGGUUACACAGGCUCUGCCAAGAGAAGCGGCUGCGCAGGAGCUCACCAAGCACACUAGCAGCGCAGCCGAAGCCAUGGAAGGCUCCAACAAAUCCAAAUAUGCCUCCAGCCUUAUUAAAAACAUUAUCUCCAAGAAAAUGCAGCUGGAGCAUGAGAUUAAGAUGGAAAGAGGGGAGAUCACAGACACGUCUCAGAAACAUGCUUUAGCCAAGGAGGCAGAGGGUUCCAAAGAAAAGUCCCUACAGAGCUGCAAGUUCUCCGAGGCAGAGGGCUCCAAGGAAAAGUCCUUACAGAGACAGAGCUCCAAGUUCUCAAAUACAGAGGGCUCCAAAGAAAGGUCCUUACAGAGACAGAGCUCCAAGUUCUCAGAUACAGAGGGCUCCAAAGAAAAGUCCUUACAGAGACAGAGCUCCAAGUUCUCAGAAGCAGAGGGCUCCAAGGAAAAGUUCUUACAGAGACAGAGCUCCAAGUUCUCAGAAGCAGAGGGCUCCAAGGAAAAGUUCUUACAGAGACAGAGCUCCAAGUUCUCAGAAGCAGAGGGCUCCAAGGAAAAGUUCUUACAAAGACAGAGCUCCAAGUUUUCCGAGGCAGGCUCCGACUUCACCCUGGUCAGCAGCGAGGACUUCUCAGCCAGGGACUUUGCUCCUGCUGAUGGCAAUGUUCCUCUAGAAGAAGCCUCCAAGAGCUCUGCGGACACCAUGAAGGGCAUGUUCCUCCGCAGCCAGAACAGCGCCUUCAGAUCCUGGAAGGAGAAGGAGAUAGAAAAGAUGGAAAAGAAAAUAGAAGAGAAGGUGGCCAAGGCAAGAAGGAUCAAGAUCCCCCUGGAGAGGGACUGGAGGGCUGAAUUUGGGGAGAUCUCCACUGUCCAGUCCACCAAGAUGUCCCGCUUGUAUGUGCCUGGCAUCCAACACAUACCUAAGGAGAAGCAAGCCGAGAAGCAAGCCACCAAAUACGCCGUGACCACCUAUGCCCACCAGACCUGCUUCAGCCGCAAUGAAAAUGAAUUCAAAAGCGAGAAGCUUCACAUCCUGGAGGCUACAGCUGCUAGCAGGAUGACCCCCAUGAUCACCCCCAAGCCUCAAGAGAUUAAGCUAAACCUGGGAUUAUCCUCGGAGAAUAAAGAUAACCCUUUCAACAUUGCCAAGCUAUUGACCCCAAACCUGGCAUCUACCCUUUCCAAGGCGGCAGAAGAUCUGAGGAGCCAGGUCCCAUCCAGGGCUGAGGUUCUGGAGAAGAUGCCUCAGUUCCUGGUCAGGGACAUCAGGGAGAGCAAACCCAAAACGCAGGGGACGAUCCACCAGGUGAGGGACGUUAGGAAGCUGCUGAAAAAUUCCUACAGCCAUGACAAUGGUGACAAUAGUGACAGGGGCAGCGUGAUGUCUGAUCAGAGUACCACCGAUCAGAAAACCAAGGGGACCCCCACAUCCAAGAUCUCUUCCUCCUUGUCCCCCAUUAUGAUCACCUGCCAGGCGGUGAAGAAUAAAGAGGAAGGUGACAAUAGCCAGCCAGAUGCAGAGGGGGGGCUGUCACCUGCAGAAACUGUCCUGGUGCACAGGGCAUCAGGCAGGCUCCCUGUAGCCACCAUUGCCCCCAAUAAAAGUGGCCCCAGGAUGCCCGUAGUGAAAAUCGUGUCUAAAGCUUCCAAGUGGAAGCAGGAGAAGAAAGAGCAGCAGCCCGAGGUGAAGGUACCACCACAGUCCCCACAGUCCCGGGCUGCCCUGGAGAAGCUGACUGCUGCAGUGAAGACUAUGGAGCAGCUCUAUGUCUAUGACAGAAAGGAGUGGAAGCGCAAAGGUGGUCAACAGCCCCUCACGGGUAGCCACGUCCUCUCUAUGAUCGCCGGUGAGGAGGGAUCUGUGGCCAGAAAGGUGGCAACAUUUCCUGAGUACACCAAGGCUAGGGAAGAGCCCCGCAAGGUACUUGCUCCACCGUUCAGCAAAGCCCCUGAGCCCCUGGCACGCCGCAAUUCCCACCCCGGCUUAGAGAAGAGCCCCGUAAAGGUGGAGAACAAAGCGCCCCCGCGGACCUUCCAGGUGUCCAAGUUUGGGGAAACCAAGAAACAAGAUCAGCCCGAAAAAAACAGCGGAGGGACCGGCAAUGUCAAUGUGUUCAAGGUGAGUGCUGCCCCGGUUAAGAACAAGGAACAGAACCAAGAAGCAGCAAUGAAUAGAAAAAAUACUCGACCUCAGCCCAGGCCGACUUCUUUGAAGAUCCCUCAGCUGGCCCUCGAGGAGCCCAAGAAGGUGGAACCCAGCCCUCCUCAGCUCCCCUCCCUGGUACGGAAAGCCAGCGCUGACUUUGAGAACUACCUUACCAUUCCGGUAAAGUCAGCAGAAGGGAAGCCAUCGGUAGACACUAGUGCCCGGGAUCCCCCGUCCGGUAAUAGUGAAAGCACAUUCACCCCCGGUGGUACCAAAGAUUACAAUGUGAAUAGUGGAAACACACGGGAACCCUCUAGUAUUAUUCGGGAUGCUGCAGCAACUGUGCGAGACUCUACAUCCUUGGCCACCCUCCCACCAUUCAGCACCAAAACUCAGGCGUCCAGUCCCAAGAGUCCCAUCAAAGCACCCGUGGACUGGCGCAACAAGGCAAAGGAGGGUGUGCAGCCCACCAGGGCACCCUCAGCAGGGUCUGAGCCCCAAACCCCAGACUCUGUCCCUCCGGCUACUUUUUACCACCAUCCUUUCCCACCAGUAGCAAUGGCCAUGCCUAGCCCUCAAGGACCCAUCUAUUAUUCUCCCCCAUUGCCUUCAGCUACCCCUGCGGAGAUGUAUCCGCAGACCCAGCGCAAAAUGCUGGUGGACUUAGCCACAGGCCAGUAUUAUCUAGUGGACACUCCUGUACAGCCAGUGAAAAGGAGAUUGUUUGACCCAGAAACUGGACAGUAUGUGGAUGUCCCUGUGCCCCCUCCUCCUGUUACACCUAUGCCCCUUCACAUGCCGCAGUUAGCCCUUAGUCCUGGUGCCUAUGGACCCGCUUAUAUGUUUUAUCCAGGAUUUAUGCCCACUCCCCAAACAACUGUCCUCCCUGCUAGCACCAUGCAAACCCCUCUCUCUAACCCAGGAAGUGAGCACCCCUUUGAAAUGCCAGGGGUCGAGGGGUCUCAGCAAGGGGAGAUGGGACUGUUGGAGACCCCCUACUACUUAGCCACUGGAUCAUCCAGUGUGCCCACUGGACAAACUGCUAAUAUCAGGAGAGGAUCCCUGGGCUGCCCAGAUGGAAAGCAGGUCAUCAACAUCCUGUCCCAGCCUGGACCCAGAAUUGUGGCUCCACCAUCCUUUGAUGGCACAACCAUGCGCUUUGUUGUGGAACACAGAUGA
Molecule: messenger RNA, 4579 nt
Organism: Rana temporaria (common frog)
Lineage: Eukaryota; Metazoa; Chordata; Amphibia; Anura; Ranidae
Gene: C1H4orf54
Product: chromosome 1 C4orf54 homolog
Exons: 1
Coding region: 74-4579 (1501 amino acids)
Source: RefSeq, a predicted model, not a curated record